Messenger RNA from Corylus avellana, 2768 nucleotides. RefSeq names its product Pentatricopeptide repeat (PPR) superfamily protein. The record is from RefSeq and is a predicted model, not a curated record. NCBI's taxonomy places the organism in Eukaryota, Viridiplantae, Streptophyta, Magnoliopsida, Fagales, Betulaceae. Gene Ontology annotation, molecular function: protein binding; mRNA binding.
CCAAAUGAAUCUAUGAAAGAGUGGGAUCCUCUUUACAUGUGAAAGAGGGGUGCGAUGUCCGAACUCCCAAUAAAUGUUCGGAGGCGACGCUGCCUCCCAUUUUACGAACUCUCUCUCUACGCCCUCGCCGGAAAAUAUACAGGGUUUAUAACACCGUACCGGAACCCUAGUAAAAACAUGACAUAACAAUGAGCCAGAGAAUUCUAAAAAAUUACAGUCUCUGCCAUGCCCGAGUUCCCCAAAUCCCUCUCUCCGAAGCGAGUUCUGAAGCUCCUCAAGGCGGAAAAGAACCCUCACUCUGCACUCGCACUGUUCGACUCAGCGACUCGCCACCCGGGUUACGGCCACUCGGCCAGCGUGUUCCACUACAUCCUUCGCCGACUCGUGGACCAGAGGCUUGUCGCCCAAGUGGGUCGGGUCGUCGAACUUAUCCAAAGCCAGAAAUGCCAAUGCUCCGAAGACGUGGCGUUGACGGUGAUCAAGGCCUACGCGAAGAACUCUAUGCCCGAUAAAGCUUUGGAUGUUUUUCAACGAAUGGACGAGAUUUUUGGUUGCAAACCGGGUAUAAGGUCCUUCAACAGUCUGCUCAAUGCUUUCACUGAGUCGAACCAGUGGGACCGAGCGGAGUCGUUUUUGGCGUACUUUGAGACGGCGGGUAUGUCGCCGAAUGUACAAACGUAUAAUAUAUUGAUCAAGAUUUCGUGUAAGAAGAAGCAGUUUGAGAAGGCGAAGGGGCUGUUGGAUUGGAUGUGGAACAAGGGUUUGACGCCUGAUGUCUUUAGCUACGGUACUUUGAUCAAUGCGCUAGCAAAGGGUGGGAAUUUAUGCGAUGCAUUGGAGGUGUUCGAUGAAAUGCCCGCGAGAGGGGUGGAACCUGAUGUGACGUGUUAUAAUGUUUUGAUUGAUGGGUUUUUCAAGAAAGGGGAUUAUGUGAAGGCUAUGGAGAUUUGGGAGAGCUUACUGGGGGCGUCUUUGGUGUACCCGAAUGUUGUUACAUAUAAUGUUAUGAUUAAUGGAUUGUGUAAAUGCAGGAGGUUCGAUGAGAGCUUGGAAAUAUGGAAUAGGAUGAAGAAAAACGAACGACAGCGGGAUUUGUUUACUUAUAGUACUUUGAUACAUGGCUUGUGUGAAUCAGGUAAUAUUGAUGGGGCCGAGAGAGUUUACAAAGAGAUGGUUGAGAGUCGGAUGUCUGCUGAUGUAGUUACAUAUAAUACAAUGCUUAACGGAUUUUGUCGAGCAGGGAAGGUUAAAGAGGGAUUUGAGUUGUGGGAGAUUAUGGGAAAGGAUGAUUGUCGAAGUGUUGUUAGUUAUAACAUUUUUAUUAGAGGGUUGUUUGAUAAUGGGAAGAUUGAUGAAGCAAUGUCUAUUUGGGAACUCUUGCAGGAGAAGGGUUGCAGUGCAGAUUCCACCACGUAUGGAGUGUUAAUUCAUGGGUUGUGUAAGAAUGGAUGCUUGACUAAGGCUUUAUGGCUUCUGAAAGAGGCCGAGAAUGGGGGAGCUCAUCUCGAUAUUUUUGCAUAUUCCUCGAUUAUUAAUGGGUUAUGCAAAGAAGGGAGAUUAGAUGAAGCGGCUGUAGUGUUGGGUCAGAUGGAUAAACGCGGCUGUAAACUGAAUCCUCAUGUUUGCAAUGCACUACUUAACGGGUUUAUCAGAGCUUCCAAACUUGAGAAUGCAAUUCACUUUUUCAGGGAAAUGAGCACCAAGGGUUGCUCUCCAAAUAUUGUCUCCUAUAACAUUCUUAUAAAUGGUUUAUGCAAAUCUGAAAGAUUUAAUGAGGCAUAUUCUUUUGUGAAGGAAAUGCUGGAAAAGGGGUGGAAGCCAGACAUGAUCACGUAUAGCUUGUUGAUGAACGGGCUUUUUCAAGGCAAGAAAAUUGACAUGGCCCUCAACUUGUGGCACCAGUUUCUCAACGAAGGUUUUAAACCUGACGUAACUAUGCACAAUAUUAUAAUUCAUGGGCUUUGCUCUGCUGGCAAAGUUGAAGUUGCUUUGCAGUUCUAUUCAGAGAUGAAGCAGUGGAACUGUAUUCCAAAUCUUGUGACCCACAAUACCCUAAUGGAGGGGUUCUACAAAGCCCGGGACUGUGAAAAGGCAUCAGAGAUCUGGGCUCGCAUCUUAGAAAAUGGGUUACAGCCAGAUAUCAUCUCCUAUAAUAUUACUCUUAAGGGACUUUGCUCUUGCCUGAGGAUAUCAGACGCUAUUGGGUACUUAAACCAUGCUUUGGAUCAUGGGAUUCUUCCAACUGCCAUUACAUGGAACAUACUUGUAAGAGCAGUGCUUAAUAAUGGGGCUUCGACAUGAUUCUUUUGGGUUUUGUAGUAGCUUUGAAGUCACUUUUAGGUCCUACCGUUUCAUCACAUACGCCUGCUGCUUUUGGAGUUCAUCGAUAUGGCAAGAAAAGCCAAUUAAUGUGCCAUAGUAUUCUUUUCAGCUUCUGACAGGGAAUCGAUGUUUCAACACCAUAUUGUGUCAACAAAGCAGAUGGAACCAGUCUUUUGGCUGGUCAUUACAGAUGCUUAAUCUCUACUGAUAAUCCUGGGUUCAGGUGGUGGUUCCAGCAUCCAUUUUAAAGACAACGUAUAUGUCUCGGUGCUCUCCUGAAUGAUAGAUAUGCAUAAGUUUGGAUUUGAUAUCUUCAUCUAUCCUGAACAGGACUCUAUUUACCAAUUUGCAAAGCGUUGAACUGAGAGAGCAAAGCCACUAGAAUUGCUCCGAGAACUGCAACCUUUCGCCAAUCGGAUGAAGAAGACAGGAAAGAAUCAGCGAUG